This is a messenger RNA of Penicillium chermesinum, 5724 nucleotides long. Its product is annotated as HECT-type E3 ubiquitin transferase UFD4. Gene Ontology annotation, biological process: proteasome-mediated ubiquitin-dependent protein catabolic process; protein polyubiquitination. The transcript is spliced from 7 exons. Gene Ontology annotation, cellular component: nuclear speck. The record is from RefSeq and is a predicted model, not a curated record. Bases 1 to 5724 code for a protein of 1907 amino acids. Gene Ontology annotation, molecular function: ubiquitin protein ligase activity. NCBI's taxonomy places the organism in Eukaryota, Fungi, Ascomycota, Eurotiomycetes, Eurotiales, Aspergillaceae.
AUGGCCAGGCAAAGGCCCUCCGUCAACCGCCAGGACCCUCUCGAGGAUUAUUCCGUUACCCCCGCAGGAGCUUCCGCCUCUUCGGACCUGAGGUACUUUGCAACCCAUUUCCUUCGUCGUUUUGAUUGCUUGCCAUCUCGUGGAACAUCCCUUCUGGAUCCAAAGUGUGAAGUUGAGGGGAUACACGUCCACGCGCAAAUCUUCUGCACCACCUAUCCAUUCCAGAACGCUUCAAAUUUCAUCUUUCCCCAUCUCCUGUAUCUCUUCUCCAUCUGGUUAGACCAGUGGAGCACACUCGUUAUAAUCUUCUCUACCGAUUUCAAGAAGAGUCAGUCACUCAUGUCCUCCAGAAUCACCCGCUCAGCUGCUCGAUCCGCCCAAGGCCAAGGCCCUCCUCCUUCCUCUUCUGACACACCCGGAACUUCUACCCACCCAGCCGCUGGCCCGGCCUCUCGAAAACGCAAGACCUCAAGUCAUCGGGAACAACCGUCCGGUCCACUAGAUCCAACAUCCCAGUCUACAACUCCGUCGUCUCCACGAAAACAAAAACGAGCACGGACAGCGGCGCCCUCUGCUAGCCCUGCUGCCGCCUCGCGUCGAACCAGGAACCGCCCAACUAUGUCACAGCCAGGACCGUCUUCUCGCCCCUCGGAGGACUCAAAGAAUGCAUCUCCCCCGCCCUCAGGUAGACGGAGGACUAGCCGUAAUGAUCGAGUUGCCGCACAACAAUCCCCUCCACGGCGCCAAAAGAAGCGAGGUGCGAGGACAAAUCCUGACGUGAUAAUGAGGGACACAGAAGAGGAUGUGGAGGAGCACGAGGAACAUAGAGAAGAAAGGACAGAAUCUCCAGCCGGGGAAAGCAAUGAUGGCACCAACCCAUCGGCCUUUGACGACGACGACAUGGACCCGUUCCACAGCAGCCUAUUUGGCGGCCGGGGUGCCAUGGGUCUUCAAAGUACCCUCCGCGCUUUGACGGGUAUGAUGUCAGGCAUGUCUUCGCGCCUGCGAGAUAUUCUUUGCAACUUGAGGAGUGAUGAUAAAUCAUCUCAAUUGAUUGCGUUGACAGAGCUCUCCGACCUUCUUCUCGUUUCGAACGAAGACAAUCUGUCAGGUCAAUUCUCUCCAGAUCCUUACGUCAAGGAGCUUGUGAAUUUAAUGCAGCCACCUGGUUUCCCAACCGAACUGGAUGCAGAAAUUAUGCUGCUUGCCUGUCGGUGUCUGGCUAAUCUGAUGGAGGCCCUUCGUGGGUCAGUGGCCAACGUUGUGUACGGUGGUGCUGUGCCGGUUUUGUGCCAGAAGCUCCUUGAUAUUCAGUUUAUCGAUCUUGCUGAGCAAGCACUUAGUACCCUCGCGAAAAUUUCCAUCGAUUUUCCGGCUUCAAUUGUGCGGGAAGGUGGCCUUACGGCCUGUUUAACUUACUUGGAUUUCUUCGCUACAAGUACGCAGCGCACUGCCGUGACCACUGCGGCUAAUUGCUGCCGCAACCUGCCUCACGAUUCAUUCCCUGUCGUCAGGGACGUGAUGCCAACUCUGCUGAAUGUGCUUUCUAGUAAUGACCCGAAGGUGGUGGAGCAAGGGUGUCUCUGCGUCUCCCGCAUCGUAGAGAGCUUCAAGCAUCGCCAUACCUAUCUUGAAGAGUUGAUCGAUCCGGGCAUGUUGAAGGCCAUUCUUCGGCUCCUGCUCCCGGGCACCACAAACCUCAUCGGAUCGCAUAUUCACACCCAAUUCCUUCGUGUGUUGGCCAUCGUGUGCCAAGCCAGUCCUAGGCUGUCUAUCGAUUUGCUCAAAAUGGACGUCGUAGAUACUCUCUACCAGAUCUUAACUGGUGUGUCUCCGCCUGAAGAUGUCGAAAGCACUGCUGUCAAAAUGGACAGCGUCCUAGUCAUGCAGGCUUUGAUACAUCGUCCUCGAGAGCAGGUUUUCGAAACACUCAACGUCAUCUGUGAAUUGCUUCCAGGUGUUGCUGGUCGCGAGUCGUCCCGAACUGAUGCUCUGCUCAGCUCUUACUUUGAUAGUAGCAUGUCCAUUGGUAUGAAGUCCUCCAAAGCGAAGGAAAGCCCCGAAGAAAGACGUGCCUUGCUAGAGGAAUGCAAACCGGAACUGAAGAGAUUUGCCGCAAUCUUGUUCCCUACUCUCACAGAUGCCUACUCUAGUACGGUCAAUCUUCAUGUCCGACAGAAGGUCCUCAUUGCGCACCUCAAAAUGCUCCAUAUUCUUGAACCUAACCUGAUAGAGGAUGUCCUACGCACUGUUCCUUAUGCCUCUUUCUUAGGUUCAAUUCUUUCCCAGAAAGAUCACCCAUCUCUGGUUUCCUUGGCUCUCAGAUGCGCUGAACUCUUGUUCGAACGUCUAGAACAUGUUUAUCAGUAUCAGUUCCACCGUGAAGGAGUCAUUUCGGAGAUCAUGAAGAUCUCUGAGUCUCCGUUGUCUACGUCCCAAGAAAGUCAUGACGAGGAUGCCGAGGACAAACUUCCCAGCGAAGGUUCCCAUGAUGUGAACAUGGAAGCUUCUGAUGGAAGUAUCCAGAGUGUCAAGCAAGGCAAUCCAGAUUACGACGGUGAAGAAAUGGACGAGGAUGAAGACGAAGACGAGGACGAGGAAGACCAUGAUGAAGAAAACGACGAUGGUUCAGAUUCAGAAGGCUCUUCAGUCUCUGGCCGAAAUGCGGGAGAUAAUAUAGAAAAGGCCCUCAACGAUCUUGUUGUGCGUGAUGCCCAUGCGUUCCUUAAAAUUUACGAAGCUCGACAUGGUGCUUCUGCUCGAUCAGAAGCCCAGAAAGUCUUGGACGAACUGCAAUCUUUAGCAACCAAGAUUCGGACAUGCUACUCUUCGCAUGGUGAUAAAAAUGGCUUUCCACUUUUCCAGAGCCUUGCUGUUCAUUUUGCAGGAGAGGCUCUGGAGAGCAUUACUAGCUCUGAAUUGCUCAACUCUGGUAUCAUACAGGUUUUGUUGGACGUUCUGGGCGACUUCAAAGCGACGUGUAUUAGGAGUGCACGAUCGGCCUUUCUGAAAGCUUUCAUGGGCGUCUCAAUAUCGGAAAAAGCAAAAAGCCAAAGUACUGCCACAACGCCGUUUAGUGUCAUGAUCAAGAAGCUCCAGGACUUGCUGAGCCGGACUGAACAUUUUGAGGUCAUCACUGUCAGUCACAAUUCGCUCGAAAAUACGCGCAGCAAUGCGGCGUAUAUGCUGGGUAAACAACUACGACUGAAACUAGUGGCUGAAGAAGGAACCGAUGCACCUCGGCCAUAUAGGAAUGUUAUGGUCUCCAUUCACGCAAUUGCCACCUUCAAAGCGCUGGACGAAUUCCUCCAGCCACGGAUUGCAGUGAACGAUCGCCCUCGCCAGUCUCGCACCAGAGAUACUAUCCUCUCCCAGAUCGCCCAGGCAGCACGUAUGCGUGACCAAAUGACAGCUCAUCCCCCUCGAACUCCGUCGACGGGGAUCCCGCCGCCUCAAGCUGAGGAUCCUUCGGAUAGCGGUAAUGCGAUGGACUCUACAGGCGAAGAUGCACCAGCCGCGACUAGGCGACACCGUGGUUCGCGUUAUGAAGAUCAGGAUGAAGGACAGAAUGGUGACGAACCCCUCGAGUGUGCCGAUGAAAGGCAGCUUAGCGACGAUGAUGGAAACGAUGGAGACGAUGCGGCCGAGGACGAAGAGCUCAACGCCAUCGUUGAUGAUUUAGAUGAGGACCUGGACGAUGACCAAAUCCAUGACCCUACCGCCGUGAAUAUGGAAGUUGGAUCUUCGGGCAAAGUCACCGCACGAAAAGAGGACGGAACUAGGGUCGGCACCCCAUCUCAGUCUACUCCAGCAUCGAAGCCAUCUGCAUCAACUGCAAACCCAGCCUCUUCUCAUCUCGGAACCAACAGCUCCCUGGCUUCUGCUGGCCGACCCUUCUCAUCUUAUGCGGCGGCCAUGGCCUCAGUUCCCCAAGACUGGCACAUUGAGUUUUCCGUAAAUGGCAAGCCCAUUAGCGGUGACACCACAAUAUACCGGGCUGUGCAUCACAACCGUGAACACCUGGAUGAAGUGAAAGCCAAAAAUGUCUGGUCCGCCGUUCACACUGUGACAUACCGACGUGUCCCUGGCCCACCGCCACCUGAACCGUCUACCCUAUCUGGUUCGGGACAGGAUGCCUCCAAGGACGCUGAUCCCUUUGAGCUCCCAUCUUCCUUGUCCAAGGACCACACGACAGCCUCUAUUCUCCGUCUUCUUCGUGUUCUCCAUGAGAUGAAUGCUACAAUCGACGAUAUCUUAACUGAAGCCAAGGAUCGUACCAACAUCACACCAGAGCCACUGGCCCAGUUCAUCAAUACGAAGCUCACUGCGAAGGUGAACCGUCAGCUGGAAGAGCCAUUAAUCGUGGCAAGUGACUGUCUCCCCAGUUGGAGUGAGGACUUGGCUCGUUUAUAUCCUUUCCUAUUCCCAUUCGAGACUAGACAUCUGUUCUUACAGUCCACUGCCUUCGGCUACUCGCGGGCUAUGAUGAGAUGGCAUAACUCUCAGAUUGCUGAGGAAAGUCGAAGGGAUUUGCGACGCGACGAUCGGCCCUACAUCGGUCGUUUACAACGCCAGAAGGUUCGCAUCUCACGAGCGCGCAUCCUUGAUUCAGCCAUGAAGGUCAUGGAGCUCUACGGGUCUUCUCCGAGCGUUUUAGAGGUCGAGUACUUUGAGGAAGUCGGGACUGGUCUCGGUCCGACACUCGAGUUCUACUCCACCGUGUCAAAGGAGUUCUCAAAGAAGAAGCUCAAGAUUUGGCGUGAAACGGAUGAUCUCUCUGGGGCUGAUGAGGCGCAAGCAUCCCAAGAUGCUGGAAAGAAACUGUUGAACACUUUCAAGGUGCUUGGAAAGUUCGUUGCUCGCUCCAUGCUCGACUCCAGAAUCAUCGAUAUCUCUUUCAAUCCUGCAUUCUUCCGGAUUGCCGACACGAUGUCAUCGGUGGCCCCGUCCCUCGGCACGGUCAAGGCGGUCGAUGAGGAUUUAGGCAAGUCUUUGCUCAUGCUGAAGGGAUUCGUCGAAGCAAAGAACAGUAUUCAAGAGGACGGCACCUUAACCUCAGAAGAGAAAGCCCGUGCCAUCAAGAACAUCGUCAUCAAUGAAGUUCGUGUCGAAGACCUGAGCCUAGAUUUCACUCUGCCCGGUUACCCAUCAAUUGAACUGGUCCCUGGUGGAUCCGACAUCUCAUUGACCAUCCACAACGUGGAUCAGUAUGUGGACCGUGUCAUUGAUAUGACCCUCGGCAGUGGUGUUCGGCACCAAGUCGAGGCUUUCUGCACGGGCUUCUCUCAGGUAUUCCCAUUCACCGCUCUUCGCGCUUUCACCCCUAGCGAACUCGUUAUGCUGUUCGGACAAGCUGAAGAGGAUUGGUCUAUUGAGACUCUCAUGGAUUCUAUCAAGGCCGACCAUGGCUUCAACAUGGAUAGCAAGAGUGUGCGCAACUUGCUUCAGACUAUGAGUGAGCUUGACAAGCAGCAGCGUCGUGAUUUCCUGCAGUUUGUCACUGGUAGCCCCAAGCUCCCUAUCGGAGGUUUUAAGAGUCUCACUCCCAUCUUUACUGUCGUGUGCCGCCCAAGCGAGCCCCCGUACACCCCCAACGACUAUUUGCCCUCUGUCAUGACUUGCGUGAACUACCUCAAGCUUCCGGACUAUAGCAGUUUGGAGGUUCUUCGAGAGCGGCUGUUCGUUGCUAUCAAGGAGGGACAAGGAGCGUUCCACCUUUCUUAG